AUUUAAAACCACACUUUAAUAUGUCCUUUCAGGAAACGUCGGAAAGUAUUAUUUUUCAUUAUCAUCACAGAUUCCGUGGGCAUGGAGGUGAAAGUUGGUUUUCUGCGCUUCUCCUUGACAACCUUGUGGACGUCGUCUGUGUCCAUCGUCAUCACUUCUGUCCCCAUGAUGAUUUUCGUUCUUAUCUUCCGCAAUUAUCGGCCCUGCCAGGGCCCAGGGCUGGAACCAAGAAAUAUCUAAAGGAGGAACUUACUAAAAUAGCUAAUAUUGCCAAAACACCUGACCUCAAAGAGAACACAGGCAAGUCGGAAGAGAGCCCGAAGGACUCUGUGGGAACCAAUCUGCAGACUAACCUACUGCCCCACUACUGGUGCUACAUCGGCUGGCUGCUCCUGAUGGCGACCGCAGCGACCUGCGCCUUCUUCCUGGUGCUGUACAGCAUGCAGUGGGGCAUCACUACCUCCGAGGAAUGGCUUGCCUCCUUCGUCAUUUCCUUCUUCGAAAGCAUCUUUGUCAUGGACCCUAUCAAGGUGAUAUUGCUGGCGUGUCUGCUAGCCUACUGCAUCCAUAACCCAUACACAGAGCAGCCUCACAGUGAGGACGUGACCUUGGAGCGAGUGCAGGCGGAGGUCAGCAUGUUCAGCGCUCGGGCUGUAGACCCCGCAGCUCUGCCACCUGACCCCCCGCCACGCAAUGUUCUGGCACAGUCCCGCAAGCGUCGCUUACAAGAACAAGAAUCACAGCGGGUCUUCUUCGACCUCCUCCUUUAUAUCGUCUUUGUCUUCUGCGUCUUUUCUUUGUCGUACGGCAACCGUGACGAAGACGCGUUCUACCAAAACGGCCACCUUGAUAGUCUGCUGUAUACGUCGACGGGUGAUGCCCAUUUUCCCUUCGCUAAUAUCACCAAGCGAGAAGAGGUGAUGAGGUGGAUGAAUGAGACGAUGCUGCCCGUGUUGUUUCCUCGGAGAGACAGUCUGGGUAACAGCCUGCAACUACGUGAACGAGUCUUCACCUCUGACCCCAGCAGCUUCAGGGUUGGUCCCGUCCGGGUCCGUCAGCUCAGGAUGCCUUUCAUGGAAAGAACCAGUACAGUCGGAAGCUAUUUGUCCCUGCUCGGAAGGCGCCAGUAUUGCCCCCCUUACAGCAUGGGGCAGGAGGAGACGGGGAUGUACUGUGUAGGGUGGAAACCACUGGCUUCUUGCUCCUACGAAGAAAGAAAUACCAAGCUGAGCCGGGCCGCCUGGAUGUACCAGAGCUUUGAAGGCAUCUCCUCCCUGCCUGUAUGGGGAACUUACUCCGUCUACAGCAGUGGCGGCUACGUUAUGGACUUUUCCGUCAACUGGGACGUGAUAAGUCUAAUGUUACAAGAACUAGAAGAGAAGAUUUGGCUGGAUGAACAGACACGCGCCGUCUUUGUAGAGUUUUCCCUCUACAACCCUGACAGCAACCUGUUCUCGUACCUGCGACUCUCUGCUGAGUUCCCCGAGACAGGUGACAUCUACCUGGGAAGAGAAAUACAGACCUUCCGCAUCUACGAACACCUGCAGGUUAUAGGUUUCUACAUGUACAUCUGCAAAAUUAUCGCUGCUAUCGGCGUCAUCAUCUUCACCAUCAAGAUUGCCCUCAAGAUCAAACAGCAAAAGCUCGGUUUCUUCCAUGACUUCUGGCAGGUGUUGGACCUUGGCAUCGUAAUGAUAUGCUAUGUUACCAUGGCUUUCUACGCCAUCAAGAUGAUGAAAGUUAACGAGUCCAUGGCUGUCUGGCGGGAUAAUCCUAAGCAAUACGUAGACUUUUACCAGACGGUCUUCUGGGACAACAUGUAUGGAUACUCGCUGGCCGCCGUCGUCUUCAUCACCACCAUCCGCCUGCUGCGCAUCCUGGGCUACAACCGACGACUGACGAUGAUCGCCGCCGUGCUGGCCAACUCCGGCCGGGACCUGUUCGGCUUCUCGCUCGUUUUCGCCAUCAUCUUCGUGGCCUACCUCUCAGCAGGCUACCUCGUCUUCGCCAGCACCUUGUCCGAGUUCCGCUCGCCGUGGGAGUCGGCUUUCGCGUUGUACCAGCUGCUGCUGGGCAGGAACGUGCUGGCCGUCUUCUCGGACGAACUGGCGUUGUUCGCCUGGGUCUACUUCAUUUCCUACGUCAUCCUGGUCUUCAUGAUCCUCAUGACAAUGUUCCAGGCGAUCGUGUGUGGGUCCAGCACCAUUGUCCGCUCAGAGGUCAGCAGCGUGCCGCCCCCCUAUGGGCUGACCAACCUGUUCGUCAAGUUCUACCACACCGUCAUCGCCGACCUGCUCCCUGCCUGGCUUACACGUGGCAAAAGUGCAACAGGUCUCGCUAAAGUGCACGCGCAAUCAACAGGAAGCACAUCCGAAGAUCCCCACACCCUAACAGGAAACUUAAGGCGCCUAAACACCUGAGUACGAAAAGGGGAAACUCUUCCUGUCGACAGACUUAAGGCAUGUUUUUCAGGAUGUAAUCCAAAAGAUGCUAUGAGAGAGACUGGCGGGAUUUCAUUACGCAAGAAACAAAAGGUUCAGUUCAACCGUUUGAAAGCUAAGGAAUUUUCUUUCAGACAUUUACCGUUAUCUGUUCAUAAUUUUCAAAAUUUCCUUGAAGUUGAAUUUUUUUAAAAAGUAUCUCUACAUUCUCUAGCUAUGUCAUCGUUGUAUCCUCCUGCCUUGUCAUCGGUCUUAUCAGGAGUGGGCAGAGUGCGCCCCCUUUGCCAAAAUGGGAAGUGCACUUGUUUGCCUUUUUUUUUUUUUUAUUCAGGUGAGCUUAAGUUGAUUGAAAUUUAUCAAGUACAACAGCGUUAGAAAUCGGCAGUCUGUGACAUUCUAAUACAAAGUACAAAAAUAACAAAUAACACGGCUGACAUGUCUGAUGGAGUCGUUAGAGAGCAUCGGGGGCGGCUGUCUUCAAAAUAAAGGCUAGUUUAAAUUUUUUAUUGUGAGGAAAUUUAAAUAUUUUCACUUUACACAAAAUAUUUUGUAAGUGAACGCCUUUAUGUCCUCAUUUGUUGUCCAUUCCAUUAUCGCUUGGUUUGUUGUGAAGUUACCUGGCCUGGGAUUUUGGUAGAUCACCUGCCCGCCGCAGAGCUUCAAAUUUUAAGUCCGGCCCACAAAAAGAAACCUUUGCUCACCCCUGGGUUAUUUCCAUGCAUGGUUUUACUUCCUUUUAGUAUUUUUACAAGAAAUCACAUUUGACUGUCUUCAAUGUUGUUUUGGUUUUUCUUUUCUCUUUACGAAAUGUAUUGAUGGUUUGUGUUAAUUAGUAAUUCGGCAUAACUGCUGAAUUUAUUCCUGUAUUUGCUUUUAAUAAUCUACAUGCGAUUUUUCAUGUUUCUUGCUUCUAAAUAAAACAUUGAAGAACGAAAAGCAGUCACAAGUUUGACAAAAAUAUAAUUACAUAGUAAUGUUCUUGGCUAUGAAAAGUCACUCCAACAAAAGCAGGUUGUGCAGAAAUCACCAAAUUCAGCAAUAUAAAAUGCGGUUUUCUGCUAAAUGGGUUUAAACAAGCUGGCGAUGAGCUCUUUCUUAAGUUUUGCUUUCUUAUAUUUUUGUCAUAAAUAUAAUUGAAUUAAAAUAUUAAACUUGUAUCUUACUUUAAAUGCGAAUGUUUCUUUCAAUCAUUACAAGAUAAUAACAAUGAAAUAUGGGAGAGACAAGUACACUGGAGGGAAGGUAGACUGUUUUGAUAUUGUAUUGCAUAUUAUAGUCUCUAUUUAUUAUUGCAGAAUUGCAAAGACUUUUUAAAUAUCAUGUUACACAAUUUUAGAAAGCUUCACACUCAUGUGUCUAAGCAUAUAUAAAAUGCAAGGCUUUUAAUGUGUUUAUUAGUUCCAUAAACUUGUGGUUAGUGCGUUGGUUUGAAGUCAACACGAGAACAUUUCACAAGCUUCAUUACCUUCACCUCUCUCUUGGAUACUUGAUUUCCAGGACGGAUCAUGUAACAACUGUGUAAUGCGAUUGACAAUUUUUUAAAUGUUUUAUUACAUUUAAAAAAAACUGUGUUGUUUAACAGCAAUCGUUUUCCUUAACAAAUUUUGUGUGGCUGUUUGGUCGGUUUGUAGAUGUACAUCGUAUAUUGAUCUAAUAAGCUAUCAUUUUUUUAUCAUUAUCUGUACACAUUGUCUUUGUAUAUGUUCAUAUACACACGUUUGAGAAAUAAAAUAAAUCAAAGAACGCAUGAACGAGGAGGAAGACAAUAUACAUUAUUAUUAAUAAUAAUAAUAAUCAUCAUCAUCAUCAUCAUCAUCAUCGUUGUCGUCGCAGUGAUCACUGUCGUGAUGCAUUACGACACCUUACACCAUUUUUUGUUUGUUCUUCCGCAGAAGCUGCCUCGCUAUCUAAAUUUGCGUUGUGAGAGUUUGUGCUGGAAACAAGACAUUACUGGUCUGGCAUUAUUUGUGCAUGAGGUAGUUCCGUUUCCUUGCGUGUGUGUGUGUACACGCAUAUGUGUAUUUACCCAUUCAUCAUUUUUUUCAGUUUUUUAAUCUACAUGUGAUUAAACUUC
This is a messenger RNA of Pomacea canaliculata, 4515 nucleotides long. RefSeq names its product polycystic kidney disease 2-like 2 protein. Gene Ontology annotation, cellular component: membrane. Gene Ontology annotation, molecular function: calcium channel activity; calcium ion binding. The coding region runs from base 21 to 2420 and encodes 799 amino acids. The transcript is spliced from 12 exons. Lineage: Eukaryota; Metazoa; Mollusca; Gastropoda; Architaenioglossa; Ampullariidae. The record is from RefSeq and is a predicted model, not a curated record. Gene Ontology annotation, biological process: detection of mechanical stimulus.